GCUUCAUAUUUCUCUCUCAAUAUUCUUCCUCAUUUCUCAGCCGUCUAGUCGUUCCCAGUUCCCAUGGGUCGUGUGAUCCGAGCUCAACGUAAGGGUGCUGGGUCUGUGUUCAAGUCCCACACCCACCACCGCAAGGGACCAGCGAGGUUCCGCAGUCUCGACUUUGGUGAGCGCAAUGGGUACCUGAAGGGCGUGGUCACUGAGAUCAUUCACGACCCUGGUCGCGGUGCACCGCUCGCCCGGAUCACUUUCCGCCACCCCUUCCGUUACAAGAAGCAGAACGAGCUGUUCGUGGCUGCCGAGGGCAUGUACACUGGUCAGUUCGUGUAUUGUGGGAAAAAGGCUACUCUUGUUGUUGGCAAUGUGUUGCCUCUCAGAUCUAUUCCUGAAGGAGCUGUGGUUUGCAACGUGGAGCACCAUGUGGGUGACCGUGGUGUCUUCGCUAGGUGUUCUGGUGAUUACGCCAUUGUCAUUAGCCACAACCCUGAUAACGACACUAGCAGGGUCAAACUCCCAUCUGGUGCUAAGAAGAUUGUUCCAAGUGGCUGCCGAGCUAUGAUUGGGCAGGUUGCCGGUGGAGGGAGAACUGAGAAGCCUCUUCUCAAGGCUGGUAAUGCUUACCACAAGUUCAGAGUGAAGAGAAAUUGCUGGCCCAAGGUACGUGGUGUGGCUAUGAACCCAGUUGAGCAUCCUCAUGGAGGAGGUAACCACCAGCAUAUUGGGCAUGCAAGUACUGUUAGGCGUGAUGCACCUCCUGGUCAAAAGGUUGGUCUCAUUGCUGCAAGGAGGACUGGUCGGCUCAGAGGACAAGCGGCUGCAACUGCUUCUAAAGCUGACAAGGGUUCUUGAAAAUUUUAGGCUGAUAAGAGUGCUUAAAAGAGUGUUAUACUUUAGAUCUGCCGCGUAUCUUGAUUAUCAUCUAAGACUAGUUGUUGAACCUUAUUGUCAAAAUUUUGGUUGGAAUGUCGUUAUGUUUUAUUUUUAUUACUAUUGGUUUAUGCACUUUUUGAAAUUAUUCCAAUUUAGUUGUUCCUAUUUCUGCUUAA
This is a messenger RNA of Quercus robur (English oak), 1046 nucleotides long. RefSeq names its product 60S ribosomal protein L8-3-like. The transcript is spliced from 2 exons. Bases 64 to 849 code for a protein of 261 amino acids. The record is from RefSeq and is a predicted model, not a curated record. Gene Ontology annotation, molecular function: structural constituent of ribosome; RNA binding. Lineage: Eukaryota; Viridiplantae; Streptophyta; Magnoliopsida; Fagales; Fagaceae. Gene Ontology annotation, cellular component: cytosolic large ribosomal subunit; ribosome. Gene Ontology annotation, biological process: cytoplasmic translation.